This is a messenger RNA of Gracilinanus agilis (Agile Gracile Mouse Opossum), 3991 nucleotides long. It is a transcript of the gene ZC3H6, whose product is annotated as zinc finger CCCH-type containing 6. The coding region runs from base 242 to 3862 and encodes 1206 amino acids. Gene Ontology annotation, cellular component: nucleus. The transcript has 12 exons. Gene Ontology annotation, molecular function: metal ion binding; RNA binding. Lineage: Eukaryota; Metazoa; Chordata; Mammalia; Didelphimorphia; Didelphidae. Gene Ontology annotation, biological process: negative regulation of DNA-templated transcription. The record is from RefSeq and is a predicted model, not a curated record.
UUUUACCAAUUCAUCAUCUCUCACCACCGAGUCCCAGCGGCGGCCGAGAGCAGGUGGUGAUCACCGAGUCCAAGUGUGUGUGUCUCUCUCUGUCAGGCAGCAGCAGCAGCAGGGCGUGUGCGCGCUAGGGUCUCUGGUCGGUGGCCACAGGGCAGUUUCCUCCUCGCCACCUCCUGCUGCUCAUCCCUCCACCACCACCUCCACCAUCACCACCUCCUCCACCACCUCCUCCACCAGCCUCAUGGCCUUUGAGAGCCUUUUCUCCAAACCCCCCAACCCCGUUCUUGACAAAAACAUGACAGACUCUGAACAUGCAGGGGAUGAAAGAGAAGAUGGUGAACUAGAAGAUGGUGAAAUAGAUGAUGCUGGAUUUGAAGAAAUACAAGAACAACCAGAAACAAAAGGGAAUGACAAACAGAAAAGUGAGAGAGCCCACAGAAAAUCAAGGAAGAAGCGCAAGAAAGAAAAAGAAAAGAAAAAAUCAAAAAGGAGAAGACGUGAGAAACACAAGCAUAAUUCUCCUUCUAGUGAUGAUAGUUCAGACUACAGCCUUGAUUCAGAUGUUGAACAUACAGAAAGGUCCCAUAAAAAAGGAUCCAGUUCCUACAGGGAUUAUGACUCAUCAUUUCUUCAGCAUGGACAUUUAUCAGGAAACUACAUGAUAUCACAGAAAAGUCAGCAUAAUAAGAAAUCAAAAAAUAAAGACUAUGACGAGUAUAGUAACUACAGUGAUGACAACUUUGAUAACUACAAUCAGGAAACAGAAGAAGACUUUGCUGAUCAGCUUAAACAAUACAGACAAGCUAAAGAAACCUCAAACCCUGCUUUAGGAUCACCAUUUCAUAAAGAAUCAGGGAAAAAACAGGGAAUGAAAGGAGUACAGCCAGUCGAGCAGAGGAGUAAAAGUUUUAGUGUUUGUCGUGGACGUGGCUUGCCGAAGAAACUAAAGCGCAAAGAGCGUGGCCGAGGGAGAGGCAGUAAAGGACCUAAUGCUUUCUCUGGAGCAGAUGGCUUUCAAGAGGAUGGUAAACCUGUGAAAAAAUGGGUUAAUAUGAGUCAAGAGUUCAUAAAUCAGCAUACAGUGGAACACAAAGGAAAACAGAUUUGUAAAUAUUUUCUUGAGGGGAGAUGUAUUAAGGGAGACCAAUGUAAAUUUGAUCAUGAUGCAGAAUUGGAGAAAAAAAAGGAAAUCUGCAAAUUUUAUAUACAGGGAUAUUGUACCAAAGGAGAGAAUUGCAUUUAUAUGCAUAAUGAAUUUCCUUGCAAAUUUUAUCAUAAGGGAUUAAAAUGUUACCAAGGAGAUAAGUGCAAAUUUUCCCAUGCUCCUCUCACUAAAGAAACAAAAGAACUUCUGGACAAAGCUCUGAAUACUGAAGAGGAACCACAAAAUGAAGAUGAAAGAGAUUUAGAAGAUCUUAGAAGAAGUGGUAUUGCUCCUCUUCCUAAACCACCUCCAGGAGUUGGCCUUUUGCCAACCCCACCAGAGCAUUUUUCAUUUUCUGAAUCAGAAGACAAUUUUCAAGCAGAUCUUUCUGAUGAAUUUAAGAAAAUUCCAUCUCUCUUUGAAAUAGUUGUAAAACCUACUGUGGAUCUAGCACACAAGAUUGGGAAGAAGCCACCAGCAUUUUAUAAUAGUGCCUCACCACCAGGACCACAGUUUCAGGGAAACAACCCACAUCCUCAGCAUAUGUACAAUUCAGGGUCAAGUCCAGGUCCUGGUCCUAACAUGUCUCAGGGACACAAUGGCCCUGCAGUGCACCCAGGUUCCCCUGGACACCACCAGUGCACAGGUCCUCCUGGCCCACCAAUGCCACAUAGCCCACCAUUGCAACCUGGUCCACCUGGAUUUUUAGGGCCACACAAUCAAGCUGGAGGACCCAUUCAACCAGGCCCAUCUUUAACACCACCUGGUAUGAGUGGUUCCUACAAUUCUACAGGAGUGCAAGGACAUAUGAUGAACAUCCCAAUAGAGAAUCACUGUUCUUCAGGUCCUUCCUACCAGCAAGGUCCCACUGAAAUGCAGCUCAAUGCCAACUAUGAGUCCCUACAAAACCCAGCUGAAUUCUAUGAUAAUUACUAUUCACAUCAAGCUGUACAUAAUUUUCAGACAGCCAAUAACUCUGGUGAUGCAAUAUGGCAUGGUGAAUUUGCUGAACACCAACCUCACCUGGCUCAAGACUCACUAAACAGUGGAAGUGAGUCAGACUGCAUCAACACAUCAGGCCAUAAACCUACUAUAACUGUACCAGAUUUCCUUCCUGCAAUGCAAAAAGCCCUCUUUGUAAGACUUAGUCAGAAACAUCAAGAAGAUGGAGAACCAAUUGGUCACCAGUCUCAAAGAACAUUAAGCAGGGAAGAAGAUGAUAACGUUAACUGGUAUUCCAGUAGUGAAGAAGAAGAGGGAAGUAGUGUCAAAUCAAUAUUGAAAACUUUGCAGAAACAAACAGAGACUCUAAGGAAUCAACAACAACAUUCCACAGAACUCAGUACUCCUACUGAUCCAAGACUAGCUAAAGACAAAAAUACAGGAAGCCAAGCUGUCGAUCCUAGACUUAGGGCUGUCCCAAGACAAAAUGCUAGAAAACCUUCUGAUUCCACCCCUUUUGAUCCUAGACUUGCACGGGAUCCCAGGAAAUUAAAACUUAAUGAAAGUGGUCAUGCAAUCCCCUCUGUUGGUGGAGGAAAGUUUGAUUUACAACAUUCAAAUUCUGGAGUUAAAAUUAAACAAAAAGGAGUAGAUGAUGAAGAAGAAGAAACAGAGAGAGAGCUGAGAGAAAAAGCUUUCUUAAUACCUUUGGAAUCUUUACCUGGUAUAACACUACAAGAUCCAAGAUCACAGCUUAGACAGUUCAGUCAUAUUAAAAUGGAUAUUACCCUGACCAAACCAAACUUUGCAAAACACAUUAUAUGGGCUCCUGAAGACUUACUUCCAGUACCCUUACCUAAACCUGACCCAGUUUCAUCAAUCAACUUACCUCUUCCUCCACUGAUAGCUGACCAGAGGCUGAAUAAGUUACGUAAUAUAAAUAGUGAUCUUCAUCAAAGUACAAUGCCAGCUGAUCCAAGAUUAGCAGCAAAAGCCAAAAAUAAUACUACAAGAAGUGGAUACUUGGACCAACCUGGAGACACCCAUUGUCCAGGAAAUAAAUUGGGAGAUCCUAGGUUGCAAAAAAAUGUUGAUCCUAGACUUCAUAGGCUGUCCAGUACAGACUCUCAUCAUGGGAAUGCAAAGGAUCCUCAUCCGUCAAAAUUUGAUCCGCGUUUGGCCAGACCAAGUCCUGGUUCAUCACAGACCUCAGGGGCAGUAAUUAAUAAAUCUGAGUCUGAUCCUCUUCCUCCAUAUGCUCCUAAACUAUCAGCUUCAACUGGUGUUAGACUGGGAACACCAAGCUCUAUUCUUAGUGGCAUUAGUUUGUAUGACCCAAGGGAACAUGGCUCAUUGUCCUUAUCAGAACCAGCAUCACUUUCUUUAGGAGAAAAUGGAGAGAACCAGAAAAAAAUCAGUGGUUUGCAAAACAGUGGCAAAAAUGAACUUUCUUCAGAAGCUUUGCAGAAAUCCACUCCAAAUUUGGAAAAGACUACAGAUGGACCAGUUGACUCACAGUCAGAAAAACAGAAUAAUUCUGUUAAGACUCAGGUUAAACCUGAGCCCCCACACUCCAGUACUGCACCAGCAGUGCACAACCUUCCAAUCCAGGCUUUAACAGGAUUAAUAAGACCACAGUAUAGUGAUCCAAGACAGACAAGACAGCCAGGACAGGUGAAUCAAACACCAGAUAAUGAUCCCAAUGGAGAAUCAGAUGAUAAAUCCCUGAAGGAUGUUUUUAAGACUUUUGAUCCAACAGCUUCACCAUUUUGUUAGCAAUUGCUUUAUUAAAAAAAUUCUUUUUACUGUUGCGACUAUUGCAGUUCUCUGCUGUUUUGUAACUGGUUUACCUCUAUGCUUUAUUUAUUUUUAAAUUAUAAUUAUCAACACUUUUUCAGCUGCUAA